Molecule: messenger RNA, 2668 nt
Organism: Umbelopsis ramanniana AG
Lineage: Eukaryota; Fungi; Mucoromycota; Umbelopsidomycetes; Umbelopsidales; Umbelopsidaceae
Exons: 5
Coding region: 482-2554 (690 amino acids)
Biological process (GO): tricarboxylic acid cycle
Cellular component (GO): cytosol; mitochondrion
Molecular function (GO): 4 iron, 4 sulfur cluster binding; aconitate hydratase activity
Source: RefSeq, a predicted model, not a curated record
CUGGUCUAUACACGUGACGGACGGAGAUUUAAAAAACGAGAUCAUCUCAUUUCCAAGCUGAAACUUUUUUAACAUCAAUUAAGUCUAAGACUUUCUCUCUUCCUUCUUCCUCCCCUCUCUUUUCCUCGGCAACCAUGGUCACUGCUAUGUUGUCUGCAAGAACAUCACUAGUUUCUAGUUCUCGCAUGUUACGAAGACGUCUUGCCACGUCCGUAAACCCAGUACCUGAGAAAGAUUGCCGUACAAUCACUCCGCCAUAUACCAAGUUGACAGACAACCUUACAAAGGUUAAGCGAAUUCUGGACGGCAGACCCCUUACCUUGGCCGAGAAGAUUUUAUACUCUCAUCUUACCAACCCUGAAGAAACUAUCCCCGUUCGCGGAGAGACUUACCUCAAGUUGUCGCCAGGUUUGUAAUGCAGCUUAGUAUGGCGUGAUCGUUGGUCUGCUAUUAACGGUUGUGGUGUAUAGAUCGUGUUGCUAUGCAGGACGCUUCAGCUCAAAUGGCUGUUCUUCAGUUUAUGCUCUCCGGCAUGAAGACAACUGCUGUUCCAUCAUCCAUUCACUGCGAUCACUUGAUUGAAGCCUUUGCUGGUGCCGAUAAAGACGUUGACACCGCCAUCACCAACAACAAGGAGAUCUUUGAUUUCCUCGAAAGUGCCGCUAAGAAGUAUGGUAUCGCCUUUUGGAGACCCGGAAGUGGUAUCAUUCACCAGAUCGUCCUUGAGAACUAUGCAGCCCCCGGUAAAUUGAUGUUGGGUACUGAUUCACAUACUCCUAAUGCCGGUGGUUUGGGUAUGCUUGCCAUUGGUGUUGGUGGUGCUGACGCUGUCGACGCUAUGGCCAAUAUUCCUUGGGAGUUGAAGGCUCCUAAUGUCAUUGGUAUUAAGAUGACUGGCAAGCUCAACCCUUGGACUAGCCCUAAGGACGUCAUUCUCAAGCUUGCUGGUGAUUUGACUGUCAGAGGUGGUACCGGUCACAUCAUUGAAUAUUUUGGCGAAGGUACACAAACAUUGUCUUGCACGGGUAUGGCCACUAUCUGUAACAUGGGUGCUGAGGUUGGUGCUACCACAUCUGUCUUCCCUUACACUGAAAAGAUGCGUGGCUACCUUGGUGCCACUGGUCGCCGUGCUGUUGCUGAGGCAGCUGACGCCCACAAAGACUUUUUGCGUGCUGACGAAGGCGCUCACUAUGAUAAGGUCAUUGAAUUGAACCUUUCGGAAAUCGAGCCCCACAUUAACGGACCCUUCACACCUGAUUUGAGCACACCUCUUAGCAAGUUUAAGGAUCUUGUCAAGGAGAAGGGAUGGAAGGAUGAGCUGUCUGCUGGAUUGAUUGGAUCCUGCACAAACUCUUCCUAUGAGGAUAUGUCACGAUCUGCCUCCAUCGCUAGACAAGCUGCUGCCGCUGGCAUCAGCACCAAGAGCAAUUUCUUGGUCACUCCUGGUUCUGAGCAGAUCCGCGCUACUAUCGAACGAGACGGUCAGGUCAAGGAAUUUGAGAACGCUGGUGCUCAAGUUUUGGCCAACGCUUGUGGACCUUGCAUUGGUCAAUGGAAGCGUACGGACAUUGACAAGUCCAAGCCCGAAGAAAAUGCUAUUUUGACAUCCUUCAACCGUAACUUCCGUAGCCGAAAUGACGGUAACCCCAAGACCAUGAAUUUCUUAGCUGCUCCUGAGAUCGUCACCGCUAUGACUUUCUCUGGCAAGUUGUCUUUCAACCCCAUGACGGAUAGUCUUCAGGACAAGAAUGGACAAGAUUUCCGCUUUGAACCCCCGCAUGGUGAUGACUUGCCUGGCCAAGGAUUCGACGCUGGAAGAGCCACCUACGAACCUCCAUCCCCUACGCCCACAUCCGACGAAAAUGUUGAGAUUAAGGUUGAUCCCAAGUCCAACCGUCUUCAAGUUUUGGAUCCAUUUGAUGCAUGGAACGGAGAUGAGAUGAAGAAUUUGCGAGUUUUGGUCAAGGUGGAAGGCAAAUGCACUACUGAUCACAUUUCUGCUGCUGGACCUUGGCUCAAGUACAAGGGUCAUCUUCAAAACAUCGCUGAAAACACAUUGAUCGGCGCUCUUAACGCCGAUAAUGGCAAGGUCAAUGUUGUGACCGAUAUUACCACUGGCAAAGAAGGCAGCAUUCCCGAGGUGGCAAAGAGCUACAAGUCCCAAAAUCAGCCAUGGCUUGUCAUUGCCGAUCACAAUUAUGGUGAGGGUUCAGCACGCGAGCACGCUGCUUUGCAGGUCCGUUAUCUUGGAUGCCCGCUUAUUAUUGCUCGAUCGUUUGCUCGUAUCCAUGAAACCAACUUGAAGAAGCAAGGUGUCCUUCCAUUAACAUUCGCCAACGAAAACGACUAUGAGAAACUCUCUGGUGGUGAUGUCGUUGAGACGAUCGGUGUUAAGGGGAUCGCUCCUGGAAAAGCUGUGACACUGGUUGUCAAGAAGCAAGGAGGAGAGCAAUUUGAAAUUGAAGCUAAGCACACUAUGAGCACCGAUCAGAUUGAAUGGUUCCAAAAGGGUAGCGCUUUGAACUUGAUCAAGGAAAAGGUCAAUCAACUCUAGAUGGCCAUGUUCAUAGAUAACUAGAAUUUUCAUGCCAACCCCCAGCCAAAAAAAAGGUUUUAAGAAAAUACCAUUAAAAAUUGCGAACAAAAGUACCACCAUGAUAUGCGGUCA